AUGUCUGGAAGAGGAAAAGGAGGAAAAGGACUCGGAAAGGGAGGCGCCAAGCGUCACCGCAAGGUCCUUCGUGAUAACAUCCAAGGUAUCACCAAGCCCGCUAUUCGCCGUCUCGCCCGUCGUGGUGGUGUCAAGCGUAUCUCUGGAUUGAUCUACGAAGAGACUCGUGGAGUCUUGAAGGUUUUCCUUGAGAACGUCAUUCGUGAUUCUGUCACCUACACUGAGCACGCCCGCAGAAAGACCGUCACUGCGAUGGAUGUUGUUUACGCCUUGAAGCGUCAAGGAAAGACCUUGUACGGAUUCGGAGGUUAA
This is a messenger RNA of Cylindrotheca closterium, 312 nucleotides long. The record is from the annotation of a GenBank genome assembly. Lineage: Eukaryota; Bacillariophyta; Bacillariophyceae; Bacillariales; Bacillariaceae.